This is a messenger RNA of Polyodon spathula (Mississippi paddlefish), 5786 nucleotides long. RefSeq names its product DENN domain-containing protein 1A-like. Lineage: Eukaryota; Metazoa; Chordata; Actinopteri; Acipenseriformes; Polyodontidae. Gene Ontology annotation, molecular function: phosphatidylinositol phosphate binding; guanyl-nucleotide exchange factor activity. Bases 138 to 3377 code for a protein of 1079 amino acids. The record is from RefSeq and is a predicted model, not a curated record. Gene Ontology annotation, cellular component: clathrin-coated vesicle; cytosol. The transcript is spliced from 24 exons. Gene Ontology annotation, biological process: endocytic recycling; endocytosis.
UGGUACCCUGAGCUGUGCCUAGUGACCAUGGAGUCUUCUCGGGCUAUCUGACGCAGGGUAGAGGGAUAGAAACAUAGAAAUAACUGAGCUACAAACGAUUUUGACACAUAUAGACCCGGAUCUUUUGAAGACUGAAAAUGGGUUCCCGAAUAAAAGGCAAUCCAGAGACAGCGUUUGAAGUUUACGUUGAAGUCACUCAUCCUGGGAGCAGCAGUUCAGAUCCUGAGGUGCGACGGCAGUUCCCUGAUGACUACAGCGACCAGGAAGUGCUACAGACUUUGACCAGGUUUUGCUUCCCCUUCUGUGUGGACAGCCUAACGGUCAGCCAAGUCGGCCAGAACUUCACGUUUGUGCUCACUGACAUUGACAGCAAGCAGAGGUUUGGCUUCUGCCGAUUAUCUUCUGGAGCCAGAAGCUGCUUUUGUAUCCUAAGCUAUCUUCCAUGGUUUGAAGUGUUCUACAAGCUCCUUAAUAUCCUUGCUGAUUACACAGCCAAGGGACAGGACAGCCAAUGGAAGGAGCUGCUGGACACACUCCAUACCCUCCCGAUCCCCGAGCCAGGCGUGCCUGUACACCUCAGUGUGCAUUCCUACUUUACAGUGCCUGAUUUAAGAGAACUCCCCAGUAUACCAGAAAAUAGAAACCUAACUGAAUAUUUUGUAGCGGUAGAUGUCAAUAACAUGCUUCAUCUGUAUGCUAGUAUGCUUUAUGAACGCCGAAUCCUCAUCUGCUGUAGCAAACUCAGCACUUUAACUGCCUGUGUCCAUGGGUCGGCAGCAAUGUUAUACCCCAUGUACUGGCAACAUGUUUACAUUCCCGUUCUCCCACAACAUCUAAUUGACUACUGCUGUGCCCCCAUGCCCUACCUCAUAGGAGUGCAUUCAAGUUUGAUGGAGAGAGUGAAAAGCAUGGCCCUGGAAGAUGUGGUCAUCCUAAACGUAGACACAAACACACUGGAAACACCGUUUGAUGAUCUUCAAAGUCUUCCUAAUGAUGUGGUUUCUUCUCUGAAGAACAGACUGAAGAAAGUGUCGACCACCACGGGGGAUGGGGUGGCGCGUGCGUUCCUGAAGGCCCAGGCAGCUCUGUUUGGCAGCUACAGAAAUGCCCUGAAGAUUGAACCAGAGGAACCAAUAACGUUUAGUGAAGAAGCCUUUGUGUCUCAUCGGUCAAGCGCCAUGCGACAGUUUCUGCAGAAUGCCAUUCAGCUCCAGUUAUUCAAACAGUUUAUUGAUGGCCGCUUGGAACUUCUCAACUCUGGAAAAGGUUUCAGUGAUGUCUUUGAGGAAGAAAUCAACAUGGGAGAAUAUGCAGGCAGUGAUAAAACCUACCACCAGUGGCUCUUUACAGUGAAGAAAGGCAGCGGAGCCAUUAUAAAUACCGUGAAAACGAAAGCGAACCCUGCCAUGAAAACAGUCUACAAAUUUGCCAAGGACCAUGCAAGAAUGGGUAUAAAGGAGGUGAAAAAUCGGUUGAAACAGAAGGAUGUCGCUGAGAACGGCUAUUCCGCGGCGACGGACGAAACACAGCCGAGGCUCACCGCAUCCCCGUUGACGGAGAGGAAGGAGGGCAAACAGAGGGAAGAGCGCAGGCCAAUCACAGUGCAUUUUGGGCAGCCUGAGCAACAGCGGCCCCCCCGGCCUCCCCCUCCAAAGGUCCAGCGUUCCACUCGGCCCGCCCGCCCCUCCAGGCCUCCACUUGUGAAGAGACCAGGGAGCAAUGUGGUGGAUGAAGGGGGAAGGACCUUGGUAUCUAGCCCAGAACACGUGACCAGGCCCACCCGGCACUACACUGUCUUCCUGUCUGAGGACGACUCUGGAGACGAGCUCCAGCCUGAGCGACAGUGUGUCUCAGGCUUCUCUGAGAACUUUCUCUUCUCCGCUCCCUUUGAAUGGCCUCAGCCCUACAAGACGCUGAAGGAGGCUGAUAUUGCAGAGGCCGAGAAGGGGAUGGGCCACACAGCCCCUCCCAGCCCUGUUGCCUCACAGAGGAUCACAGAGAUUAAUCUGCUGGGCGAUAUCUUCAGCACUCUGGACGUGGACUCGGAGAAGCAGCCCCUGAGCCAAGCCAAGAGUCUGGAGGACCUGAGGACCCCCAAAGAGGAGGGACCACAGCAGGUCAAGUUUGGCUAUCAGCGAAUGGACCCAGGUUCAGACAACAGGACCAGAACGUUACCAGGAAUGAAGCAUUCCAAUCCUUACAACAAGCUUUGGAGCGUGGGUCAAGAUGACAUGUCCACCCCCCCCAACACUUCCCUCAGCUCCUCGGAGCGGCCCCUGGCUGUCCAUCCAGCCAUCUCCUCUGAACAGCAGCGCCCCGCGAGCAUAGAGGGCAUGUUGGAGAAGACAGAGCACCUCUCCGGCAGCCAGAGUAACAUUACCAUCCCUCGACCGCAUGGAAGGAGAACCCCAGAGCUGGGCAAGGUUCUGCCCCCGCCAGUUCCAGUGCCACGAGUGGGGAAACACCCACCCCUAGCUGGAGCAGUAGACUCUGGGAAGACUUCAUCCAGCUCUGAUUUAGUCUCUGGGUUCUCACAGGAGAUCUUUGGUACCAAAGCCAGCAGUCAUGAAUUCAGGCAGGCGCUAAACGCGUCACCCUUGCCUAUGGAUUCAAGUGCCCCUGAUAUUAUGAAGCCUAUUAAAGUCAGUUCAGAAAGUGUUGGACCAGUGGACCUCUUAAGUCUUUUAGAUCCGUUGGUCACAGGCGUAGUCUCCCAGAGUAGCAGUCAAGCGCCAAGCCCUGGAAAUGUGUCAGCCCCUACAGUGUCCUCCAGCCCUGCUUUAUUUACCUCUGACUUUAGUUUACCGGCUUCCACGUACAGCCAUCAGCUUGGAUACCCUCCUCCUGGGGUGGCUCGGUUUCCACCGUCAUCGCUCAAUCCAUUUACUAAGCCUGGCCUCCACUACCCUGCAACCGCUCCACCAGGCACCCAUUAUGUUGCCCCUGCACGCAAUCCUUUUAGCUCAAACUAUAUGUCCCCUAACACGCGUUUCUUCCAAGCACCAGCUAGACCUCACUUUGCCACUCCAUCUCUUCCAGGAAUGUUUGGUCAGCCUUCUGCGUUGGGACAAGCUAGCGGAGCUUUUGUUCAUCAGAGCCCAAGCCCAGUGCCGCCCAGCUAUGGACAGGCGAUGGGAUUGGGUAGCACCAGUAGUGGCACCAGCCUUCAUGAGUCUGCCAAAACGUUGCUGGACCACCCUCUGAUCCCCCCAAAGCCAGUCCACGCUAGGAGUGACAGUCCGCUACCCCCGUCCAAGUCGCAAGAGGAGCCACGAGACCCGUUCGAAGAUUUCUUAAAUGUAACAAAGGACGACAUAGUAGUCGCAGGGCAGGGCCGAGUGGUACAGCUAAGAAAGAGAUGGGAGACCUUUGAGUAAAUAACAGGAAGGAUUUCCACAGGAAUAACUAGGACCACAGGCUGGAACUUACAAGACAAAAUGGGAGAGCACUACUGCCGGACAGAACUGGAAUUUAGCUGGCAUUAAGUUUGUAACGAAACAGCUGUCCUACGUUUUCGCUGAUGAUUUAGUAACUAGUGUUUGCCUCUGCUGAGCCACCUUAAAUCCAGUGGCUGUAACGUAUUCUGUUAUGAUAUUUGUAAGGUACCGGCGACUUUUCUCUAUGAUUUGAGCCUUCUUAAACACACACUAUAAGCCCUUUCUUACACAGUGCAAUUCCACCAUGCUCUGCCGUGUUUUUUUUGCUGCCUUUUUGUAUUUGCUGAAAGUGUUGGUUCUUAUUGCCACAGAAGUGGCCUAUACUCACAGUUACUGCUUUGAUGCUGUUCCUCUCUUUUCAACUUGGUUCAGUUUCAUGUAUAUCCGGUAGUAACACUGAAAAGCGCUCUGUAGUUAAGGCAAAGCUCUCUAGUCAAGCUGGGUUUUCUUCACGUUCUGUGCUAGUUUGAUUUUUGUAGAAUUCAAGUUGGCUAAACAUUCAUCACAGUGUACAAAUUAUACCAUACAGAAUUAUUACCUGUUAGUUUUGUAUAUAAGCAUUCAUCAAUAUACAGAAAUGAUUCUCCUGUAAUAUGUUUUGAAGAAACCAGUGUUAUUUGAUGUUUUUCAAUUCAGAUUUAGUUUGUGUUGCUGACUCAAGGUGAUAUUGUGGGGUGUGUUUUACUCCCAUAGCAUUGCUCAACAGUGUACUUAACCUGCCUGUAAUAGAGUGUGGCCUUCCAGGCAUAAAAAGUAGUAACAAUUACAUCCAUGUCAUUAAUCAAGUUGGUGGAUUUGCAUAAACCCUGUGGGUUAUAUGUCACCCUUUAAUUUAAAGUAAAGCUAUGAAAAAUAAAUCUGAAGCGCUGGAGUAUGUCUAUUACUAUAGGUUCCUUACUCAUUUGAAUUAUGUGGGUAAGUAGUGAGAUUCUGAGCUGAUAUUUCAAAUGUGGAGACAUACUUCCAGUAUGUUCUACUGCUUAACUUUGUAUUAGAUUUAGCAAUGUUUUCCCCAUUGUUUUGUGCUGAAUAUCUUUAAGUUGUUGGCUUGUUAUGUUUCUUUUGUAUUCAGUUUUGAUUGCAGAUUUAUCACAAACAGCUGUUGCUUAUUGGUAACUAAUCACGCCCUGUGCAGCACGGGGUCUGCAAUAGUGUGCAAGUAAUUAGGUACCAACAGAAGCUUUUCUAUAGUGCAGUUAAUAUAGAUAUGCAGAGAACUAAAAGAUCUUCAGCACUAGAAAAGGGGUUGCUUGUGCAAGUAAGUGGUAAGAGAUAACCCUUGGUUUUAACUCCAUUUAUAGUUAUGUAUAAAACACAGUAGCGGUCGCUAUAUUUCAAGCAUUGUAAUGCAAGUACCACAAGUACCAAAAAUGUUUUCCCAUAUUCUAAAAACCAUGCCCUCCAUGAUGGGAAAUUCCUUGGAUGAUGAAUCUGUGAUUGACGACACUGUAGCCAGUGCUUGUCAUCUAGCAGGUACCCCAGCUGUGCCCAGUAUUGUUGAUUAAUCAUCAAGAGUGUAUUGCAUGGGACCAAUGCCAACCCCAGUGCCUGUGCAGAUACAGACUGUGGUAGUGUACUAGAUAUGUGUUCUUGUUGGUGUGUUUUCUGUGUUUGCUUGUGCAUUUAUAGUCUGUCUCUGCCUGCCCUGUAUAGUUAUUGAUGCUCAACCUAGUAUUCACAGGGGCAAAGUGUAGUUGACUGGACUAGGCUUGUCUAUUGCCUUCACUGUAGACGAAGCAAUGGACUAGAAUAUAAGAAAAGCACCAGAAACAAGCCAAUGUAACUCUUUCUUUUGAGUGUUUGUCUUUCUGGUCUUAAUAGCAGAACACACAGGCAUGCAACCAAGUGUAAACUGCAAACAGCAAUAUAAUAAAAACAAGCCUUAUUUUAAAAACUAUUGGGAGGCCUUUUGAUCAAUAUUUUGCCAUCUUAUCUGUUUACAUCAAGAGUUAAAUAGAUGGACCGUGUUAGAUCCAGUACCUUUAAAUACGACCAGUCACGUUUCCCCACAUGGGUCCCACAACACUUUGACAUUCUUGUGUUUUAAUGUCAGUAUGUUAACAAUCACUCUGAUACAUGUGUUUAUAAGCCUGUUUAACUCCCCUUUUCUAAAACUUUGUUUUAGGUGAGAUCCACACAAAUGCUAUGUUGCACACUAGCUUUGCUGAUUAUCGUGCUUGUUCCGUGCUUAUUAUAUGCAUUCACAUUGAUUCACCAUGCUUAACCACACUUGCCUGUACUUUAUCAAGUUUUCACUGUUUUACUUCACUUAACUAUGUCUUGAAUGGUAUACUGCAGUACAACAAAUUGGUAUUAGGGAUGUUUUAGUAAAGAGAUGUAUUAUAUUAA